AUGAAGUUAAACUUAGCCACUGCCACCUUAGUUUUAGCUGCUCUUUCACAAGCUGCUGUUAUGCCAGCAGCAACAGUUGAAUAUUCAUUAACUACAAGAGAAUUAGAAACUGUUAACAAUGCUUUAGCUAAUUUACAAACUUUCAAUAGAAAAAGAUCAAUAAUGUCACCACAAGAUUUAGCAAAAAGAGAAUCACAAAUUGUUACUGAUAUUUUAACAAUUGUUAAAGAUACAAAUUUAGCUCCAACUGUAUUGGAAUGGUUUAUUAGUGAUCCAACAUUAUCUAAAAUUGCAAUUGAUGUUAUUGUAUCAGCUAUUAAAAAUGGUUGGAUUAAUCUUGGUACUUUAUUAAAAUCAUUAAAUGAUUCAGGUUUAGCAGUUAGUGUUAUUCAAGAUUUAAUUAAUGAUUGUGCAUUUUAUGCUCAAAUUUUUAAAAUUGUUGGUGAAGUUUUAGCUGAUUUACCAAAUAUAAUUGGUAAUUUAUUAGGUUUAAAUCAACAACAAGUUACUGAAGGUGUUAAUAAAGCUAAAAGAGAAUAUUUAGAAGCUGUUCAAGCUGCUGAAUUAGCUAAAAGAGAAGAACCAGUUCAAGUUUAUUCAAGAGAUACUCAAGAGAUUUUAACAUCAUUAUUUGAAUCUUUAAAAAAUUCAGGAUUAGCUAACCAAGUUGUUGAAGCAUUAGUUGUUGAUGAUGAUUUCUACACAUUUGGUGCUAAUUUAAUUGAAGAAUUAUUUAAACAGAACGCAAUUUCAUUAAGUGAAUUAUUAAGUGAUUUAAUUGAUUCUGGUUUAAUUCCAUCAUUAAUUAAAGCUUUCUUAAAUAUUGAUACUUUAAAAACUAUUAUUGUUAAUGCUUUAGCUGCUGCUUUUGGUAAUUGUAAAGAUACAACAACUACAUCAACUUUCGCUACUACCCCAACAGGUUCUGCAGCUCCAACUAUUACUACUGGUACUCCAGAUGCUUCAAUUACUUCAUUAUUAUCAAUUACAACUACCGGUGGUCCAUCAAAAUGUAAAAAGAAAAGAAGAGCAUACUAA
Lodderomyces jiufengensis is the source of this 1038-nucleotide messenger RNA. RefSeq lists its product as uncharacterized. Lineage: Eukaryota; Fungi; Ascomycota; Pichiomycetes; Serinales; Debaryomycetaceae. The transcript has a single exon. The coding region runs from base 1 to 1038 and encodes 345 amino acids. The record is from RefSeq and is a predicted model, not a curated record.